UUCACUGUCAACAUGCAAGAUGGCCACGCAUCACAGGCAAAAUGCUGCUGGGCGGAGGAAAGUACAGGUAUCAUAUGUCAUUAGAGAUGAGGUGGAGAAGUACAAUCGAAACGGGGUGAAUGCACUCCAGCUCGACCCUGCUCUGAACCGGCUCUUCACUGCAGGGAGGGACUCCAUCAUCCGGAUAUGGAGCGUCUACCAGCACAAACAGGACCCAUACAUUGCAUCGAUGGAGCAUCAUACAGACUGGGUUAAUGACAUAGUCCUCUGUUGCAAUGGAAAAACUUUGAUAUCUGCCUCAUCGGAUACGACAGUCAAAGUAUGGAACGCACACAAAGGGUUUUGUAUGUCAACGUUACGAACACAUAAGGACUACGUGAAAGCGUUGGCUUACGCUAAGGACAAAGAGCUGGUAGCAUCAGCAGGUCUGGACAGGCAGAUCUUCCUUUGGGAUGUGAACACACUAACAGCACUCACUGCUUCCAACAACACUGUCACCACUUCAUCGCUGAGUGGGAACAAGGACUCAAUCUAUAGUCUGGCUAUGAACCAGAUGGGCACGGUUAUUGUAUCAGGAUCCACAGAAAAGGUUCUGAGAGUGUGGGAUCCUCGAACAUGCGCUAAGCUCAUGAAGCUAAAAGGUCACACGGACAAUGUCAAAUCGUUGCUGCUGAAUCGAGACGGCACUCAGUGCCUAUCAGGCAGUUCAGAUGGGACCAUUCGCCUUUGGUCCCUCGGCCAGCAGAGGUGCAUCGCCACCUACCGCGUGCACGACGAAGGGGUGUGGGCCCUGCAGGUCAAUGAGGCCUUUACGCACGUAUAUUCUGGAGGCAGAGACAAAAAGAUCUACUGUACGGACCUGCGUAACCCAGACAUCCGUGUCCUUAUCUGUGAGGAGAAGGCCCCAGUGCUCAAAAUGGAACUGGACAGAUCUGCGGACCCACCUCCAGCAAUCUGGGUCUCCACCACCAAGUCAUCUGUUAAUAAAUGGAUGCUCACUAUCACUUUGGAUGAGAGUGACUGCUUUGCUGCCUGGGUGUCUGCAAAGGACGCAGGGUUUUCAAAUUCCGAUGGAUCGGAUCCAAAGUUGAACCUGGGCGGACUAUUGCUUCAGGCUCUGCUGGAGUUCUGGCCCAGAACCCGAAUCAACCCCAUGGACGAGGAAGAGAACGAGGUGAACCACGUGAACGGAGAGCAAGAGAACAGGGUCCAGAAAGGGAACGGAUAUUUCCAGGUGCCACCACACACACCAGUUAUCUUUGGAGAAGCGGGAGGCAGAACCCUUUUUAGGUUGCUAUGUAGAGAUUCAGGCGGAGAGACUGAAUCCAUGCUGCUCAAUGAGACAGUCCCACAGUGGGUUAUUGAUAUAACUGUAGAUAAAAAUAUGCCCAAGUUCAACAAAAUCCCGUUCUACCUCCAGCCCCAUUCUUCCUCUGGUGCAAAAACUCUAAAAAAGGACCGACUGUCAGCCAGUGACAUGCUGCAGGUGAGAAAGGUCAUGGAACAUGUUUAUGAGAAGAUCAUCAACUUGGACAACGAGUCACAGACCACCAGCUCCUCGGCCAACGAUAAACCCGGGGAGCAGGAGAAGGAGGAGGACAUGGCCAUGCUAGCUGAAGAGAAGAUUGAGCUAAUGUGUCAAGACCAGGUGCUAGAUCCCAACAUGGACCUGCGAACAGUUAAACAUUUUAUCUGGAAGAGCGGAGGGGACUUGACACUUCACUAUAGGCAGAAGUCCACGUGAAAGUCGUCAUUUUUAAAAGCAGAACUCUUUGUCAUUUGCCAAUCACCACCCACUUCUGACAUGUAGUACCCUAAAACCCCAUUGUGUGGUCAAGAGUUGCAGUAACAGUGAGAAUCCAGUAAAAUUUGUGGGGACAUGGCUCAUGUUGUAUUAUAGGAAACUGAGAAGAACAGGCCGGCGCAGCCAACAGACACCUGGGAAAUAAGUGGUCCAUAUUGGUUCUUUUUUUUUAAGUUUGGACUUAAAUGUCUCCUCUCUGCAUCCUUUUUUUUCCCCUUGUUCUUCUUCUUCUUCUUCUCCUCAGAUCUUUGACUGUCCCUGCCCACCCUUUCCUGAUUGGCAUUUUAUUUUUGAAGCGACUGAAGUUGCAGUACGUGUUUGUGUAUGUAUGCACACGGAUGUAGUAGACUGUCUGUUCUAGUACAUUCCAGGAAACUGUCCUUGUUCUACAGACACUCCAGUCCUGUCUCAGCAGUAUCACCAGUUUAGGAGUACACUUGGUCUCUGGGUAGCCUCACAGUCCCUCAAAGACAAAAAACCCUCCUCUGUUCUGUAGUCGACGUCGUCUGCAUUAACUUGAACUUAACCUCGGCUUAGACAUCCAGUUAGUGCAGAGCUUGAACCUCAUCGACAGAAGCAGUCCACGUUGUCUUUUGUUUUUAGCGGUGUUAUCCUCAAAGGAAUGAAUGUUCUUUAUUUUGUAAAUAUAUGUACAACAUUUUUCAUUUAAAUUACUUUUUCUUUUGUUUUUGUACAGUUUACUUAAAAAAGCAAAACACACAAAAAUAAUUUUUCCAAAUCCCUGCAGCACAUUCAUGGUCAUGAACGCUAAAUGACUUGAAUGGUAAGAUUUGCAUUUGUUGAUUUCACUGCAAUCUGAAACUUGCAGUUAGUAUUUGUGUAGGUCAUCUUAGCAAUUGGGGAAAUUAUAUAUAUAUAGGGUAUAUAUCUUAAACAGUAAUUCAUGCUUGGAUGCUCUGCGUUUGGUUCACGAGCAUGGACUCUGAUGACAGCGAGGGUUGUUCCUAAUGUAUAUUUCAUUUAGAUUCAGUAGGAGUUCAGUGGAGCAUAAAUUUAACUUGAAGGGGAAUCUCAUCUGAGAUAACAUACGAACAUUCAGCCACUGUGGGAACGUCACCAAAGUGUAAUAAAUGCUAACACAUCUUGUCGCUUGGUGUGUCACCAAGCCACAACAACAGAUCUUUUCAUUGUAAUUUCCUGGAGUUUAAUUUUGCCACGAGUGUGUGUAAUGCCAUAGCAGGAGGGAGGAUGCAUUGAGUGAGCUCUAAUUGGCCAAAAAUAAAAAUCCAAGAUGGGUACAAAUAAUCAGGCCAUAACUCUGCAAUAUCCAUUAUUGUAAUCAUUUGUGAAAUAUGUAUAUUUUAGGCAUUCAAAGAAAUAAAUUGGAAUGGUUUAACAAUGACAGGUUUUACCGGGAUUAUAAAUGGCUGUCUCAAGUUAUAUUGUGUUGAGCUGAUCCAAGUGAAAUAAGAGAAACGAGGGACUCCUUUUUUUUUUUUUUUCUCCCAGUGAUUGUUUAACCAUCGAAGAUUCACCCAUUUCACAUUCAUCAAGACUUUGCACUCAUUCCUAAUAAAACAGACAAUUCAUUGAUAAAAA
This is a messenger RNA of Neolamprologus brichardi, 3364 nucleotides long. Lineage: Eukaryota; Metazoa; Chordata; Actinopteri; Cichliformes; Cichlidae. The record is from RefSeq and is a predicted model, not a curated record.